AUGAAUCAACCCUUCACAACUGCUUCACUUCUUCCGAGGACCUUUGGCCUUGUGACUGGUGAGACUCAGGCUGUGUCCCUUCAAGGUCAGAUGAUUCCCACAGCCAUGAACACAGGAAGCUCCUCUGCAAAAAAAACCAUGGAGGGUAAAGUCAAAUCAGAAGAGAAAUGCAAGGCCUUCGUGGAUAUUUGCAAAUACUUCUCCGAGGAACAGUGGGCAAAGCUGGGAAACUCAGAGAAAAUCACCCAUGUGUACAUGAAGAGAAACUAUGACACCAUGACUCAGCUAGGUCUCAGGGCCCACCUCCCAGAUUUUAUGCGUCCUAAGAAUCAGACCACAAAAUCUCCUGAGCAUGAUUCUAAUGAAGAUCAGAACCCCAGGAAUCAGGGUGACCCACUGCCAGUAACACCAGACUCAGAGCCAGCUCAGAAACAGCCCUACCCCCUGGGAAAAGUGAGUGCCUCUGGUGAGCCCAGAAAGCAGAUGCCAGAGGAUGUGGGCAACAGACCAAGUGGAAGAAGGCUCAUGGACCCUUGUGAAGGAGGAGACAUCUUCUUAUCUGAAAACUUUAUUAACCAACACAUCUUUAUCACAGGAUUGGGGAAAGGGAAGACUAAUGUAUGGCUCCACAGGCUGAGAGAAAGAAGGGACCCUGUUGUGUAUGAAGAGAUCAGUGACCCCGAGGAAGAUGACUGUGCCACCCAGGACUCACAAGAAGAGGACCCCUAUGUGGGCCAUGGCAUAGGCCAGCCCCAGGAAGCCGCUGCCCAUGGUGGCAUUGCUGAAGUUGAACACUGUGUCUUCUCUGGAGAAAUGGGGCAGGGGUCAGAGAUGGAGCAGGGGGCCUACGAAGUGGAAGAGCUGGAUGAAGGGGCCCGAAGUCAAGACCAGAGCUGA
Phyllostomus hastatus (greater spear-nosed bat) is the source of this 897-nucleotide messenger RNA. Its product is annotated as putative protein SSX6. NCBI's taxonomy places the organism in Eukaryota, Metazoa, Chordata, Mammalia, Chiroptera, Phyllostomidae. The record is from RefSeq and is a predicted model, not a curated record. The transcript has 9 exons. Gene Ontology annotation, biological process: regulation of DNA-templated transcription. Gene Ontology annotation, cellular component: nucleus. Bases 1 to 897 code for a protein of 298 amino acids.